Frieseomelitta varia is the source of this 1391-nucleotide messenger RNA. RefSeq lists its product as uncharacterized. The coding region runs from base 169 to 558 and encodes 129 amino acids. The transcript has 4 exons. NCBI's taxonomy places the organism in Eukaryota, Metazoa, Arthropoda, Insecta, Hymenoptera, Apidae. Gene Ontology annotation, biological process: septate junction assembly. The record is from RefSeq and is a predicted model, not a curated record.
AAACGUAGGCCGUGCGUCAGUCUGGUGGUAAAAAUUGGAGUACGACGUUGCUCCUUCACGAUUCGUGAUCGGUCUUCAGCAUUUAGUAUUUGCCGAACUCUCGCUUCGUGAACGUCCACGUCCGAUUAAAUCGAAUCUUUGAAAUACAAUUUCGAAUUCCCUUCCAAGAUGGCAUUCAAUAAGGGUUUUAUUCUUAAACUGUUAGAGUUGAUAGUGGUGUGCAUUCUUAUAGGAUUACAUUAUCACUCUUUCAGUGAUAGUAGCAUAAAUAGUGCGAUGAUUACAAUGGGUGCAUACGGUGGAUAUUUAAUUAUUCUCGUGGGAACAUUCUUUGGAAUUAUUAUGGGAACUGGUGUAGAGCGUCGUAUAGACAUGUUCUACUCAGUGGUCGGUUGCAUCUUAUUCAUCAUCGCCGGUGCUCUGAUCCUCGACCACUUUGCGAAUUCAGUUUACCGUGGUUCUCUCCGCGACACGGGACUGGCUAAAGGUUGCAUCAGCAUCGUCGGGGGAAUUUUAUUUUUGGUAGAUGCAAUACUUGUGUUCCGAGGAGAAGUCUAAAAUACAGAAUAAAUCGUUGAAUAUCAGGAACCACGCAAUGGUCGAUUCAUUUUCUAGAGUACAAUCAUACAAUAAUGAAAAACGAAUAAAAACUUCUUCAAAAUUGUAGGAAUUGAAUUUCACGAAGAAGUCUUUAUUCUCAAAAUCUUAGACAAAAUUGGUUAGAAUAGAGAAUUAUUCAAUGGUAAAUAAGUACAAACAGAAGUAACAGUUGAAACAAAACAAAAAUUUGUUUUUAAAGAAGUAUAAUUGAGUAACUUGAGUGAAUUUAUGUUGGGUGAGAAAUUUUUUAGCAUCUAUAAUAUAUGUAUAUAACAUAAGAAUUUUCAAAUGUACUCGAAUGCUUAACACCAAAAAUUUUUAAUAAAAGAUUUACGUAAGUACCGCAUUACAAAAUUUGAAGAAAAUUGAUUAUUUUUAAUUCUAAUUUGGUUACAAGUCAAUGGUUAAAAUAACUUAUUAAAUCUUCUUCAAAUUUUGCAAUAUAUUAAUAAUUAUACCUCAACUUUAUAAAAAUAUUUAUUUUUAUAAAAAUUUAUAGAAUUUAUAGGAUUUUUGCUUGUAAAAUUUUCGUUUGAAUAAUUUCACAAUCCGCUGUAUUUGUUCAGGGAAAAAUUUCUUUCCUUAAUGCUUACUACGACAUUUGUAUUUAGCGAGAAAAUAUAUAUGUAUAAUAUUCAUUUAUGUCUUUUUUUCAAAUUCGAAUGUAAAAUGUCGGAAGUAUAGCAAAAUAUCAUUCUAGAAUAAAUGGUAGUCCGUCUCUAAUCUAUGUAAGUGAAAGCGCUGUAAUCAUGACUGUUACACAUAAAUUAAAUCAUGACCAUGGCGCCAUA